CUCGCGCCCGGAGCCGUCUGGGCUGCAGCACGCGGCGCACGAGGUGGAGCCGCACGCGGUGGAGCCCACGCAGGACGGGGCGGGCGGGGUGCCCAGGCCUCGCCUCCCGCGGUGAGGGGCCCGCCGGGCAGACGUGCAGCCUCCCCACGAGCGCAGGCGCCCCACUGGCACAGCCGUUCCCAGCGUGGGCUGCAGGCAGGCCGAGACAUCAUGGCGGCGGCCCAGCCCUCUGUCCCUUCUGAGCAGUUCACCAAAAUCAAAGAGCUGGAGUCGGCGCUAGAGAAAGGCCUGGAGGAGGAGGAGGAAGAUGGAGUGUGCAAAGUGAAGGAUCCUCGGAGCCCUGGGGAGCUGGAGGCCAAGUGUACGCAUGGGGCCCCCCAGGCCGGGGUCCCAGAAGAAGAGCUGGAGCUGGUGCCGGCCCCCUCGGGGGAGGAGAGCGAGAAGCGCAUCCUGACCCUGGAGACGGUGCGCUUCACUUCCGACGACCAGGAGGUGCAGGACACCGGCUGGCUGCGGGCGCAGCCCCCGGAAGGGGUGCAGGUGAUGCUGCAGCAGGCCAGUCCUGGGCUGCCGUCGCUGCUGUGGCUCAGCGAGGGGCCCCCGCCCCGCGUGCAGCCGUGCGUGGCCGUCAGCGUGCAAGAGGAGCUGUACGCCCUGCGAGAGCUGGAGGUGAUGCAGUUUCACGUUCUGGAGGAGAAUGUGGCCGUGGCCAGUGAUGACAGUGAGCUGGUGGUGAGCCUGGCUGAAAGCACUGGAUUGAUUAAGCUUGAGAAGAGUCCAGAGGAGAACCAGCGUUUGGCCGAAGAAGGACCCGCUGAGAGAGCAGAAGAGCAGCUCUUUCUCGUGGAAGCGAGGCCCGGAGAUGAGGGAAGAGACGAAAUUGUUCUGACAAUCUCGAAUUUAAACAUGGAAGUGCAGGAAGAUAAGUCUGCGUCUGCUCCAGCGGAUGCAGAAAGCGCCAGCUCUACAAAGGACGAGAGCAAGGCAAAGGGGCCGAAGCAGGCCUUCCGCUGCGAGGCCUGUGUGUUCUCCUCCUCCAGAGUGUCCAGCUUCAAGCGGCACCUGAAAACGCACACGAGCGAGAGGCCUCACCUGUGCCACCUGUGCCUGAAGACCUUCCGCACCGUCACGCUGCUGCGGAACCACCUCAACACGCACACAGGAACCAGGCCCUAUAAGUGCGGCGACUGUGACAUGGCCUUUGUCACCAGCGGGGAACUGGUCCGACACAGGCGCUACAGACACACUCACGAGAAGCCCUUUAAAUGCUCCAUGUGCAAGUAUGCCAGUGUGGAAGCGAGCAAACUGAAGCGCCACGUCCGCUCGCACACCGGGGAGCGCCCCUUCCAGUGCGCCCUGUGCAGCUACGCCAGCAAGGACACCUACAAGCUCAAGCGCCACAUGCGCACGCACUCAGGUGAGAAGCCCUACGAGUGCCGCGUCUGCCACGCCCGGUUCACCCAGAGCGGGACCAUGAAAAUACACGUUCUGCAGAAGCACAGCGAGAACGUCCCCAAGUACGAGUGUCCCCACUGUGCCACCAUCAUUGCAAGGAAGAGCGACCUGCGUGUCCACCUGCGCAACCUGCACACUUACAAAGCCGCGGAGAUGAAGUGCCGCUACUGCUCCUCCGUCUUCCACGAGCGCUACGCCCUCAUCCAGCACCAGAAGACGCACAAGAACGAGAAGAGGUUCAAGUGCGAGCACUGUGAUUACGCCUGCAAGCAGGAGCGGCACAUGACCGUGCACGUGCGGACCCACACUGGGGAGAAGCCGUUCACCUGCCUUUCCUGCAACAAGUGUUUCCGGCAGAAGCAGCUUCUCAACGUCCACUUCAAGAAAUACCACGACCCGAGCUUCGUCCCGGCUGUGUACGAGUGCCCCAAGUGCGGCAAAGGCUUCUCCCGCUGGAAUAACAUGAACAGACAUUCAGAGAAGUGUGACCCAGCGCAAAAGAAGUCGGCCACCUCAGGGAAAGGAAAAAAAAUGAAGAAGAAAAAGCAGAUGGUCCCGAAGGAAGCCGCGAAGGAAGCCGAAACUGCCGUUGAGGAGGCUUCCGCCGAGCGGGGAGAGCAGUCCCCAGGUGAGAUGGCGCUUGCCGGCUGCGGAGAAACCACGGCGGGCAACAAGGACCUGGACGGAGACUUGACCUGUGAAAUGAUCCUCAACAUGAUGGAUAAGUGAUGGAGGCGAAAGGUUACAGCCUCUAAUUCUCACAGCAAGAUAGAAAUUGUGAGCGUCCUCUUUGACACAGUUAAGUUCAUGACAAUAGGUGGUCACAGACAUUUUUUUCAAAGUUUGAAGUAAUGCCUAGAAUUGUUUGCCUGUUUUUUAACUGAAUAUUUCAAAACACAUUGCAGGUAUUUUAUAAAAGACGUAAACCUUGAAUCAGAGGGUAGCACCUCAAAUCUAUGAAUUCAUUCGCCUGGCACUGGCAAGGUGGCCCGCAGGAAAGAGUAAUGAUUUUUGGAUAAUAGUUAUUUCUGUAGUCUUUUAGACCAGACAGUACUUCAGCCAGCAAAGCUGGAAAAUUUUAUGUUGAGUAUACACACCUGUGAUAUUUUUAAUACUAUGCUAUUUCAAAUGAAAGACUGAUUUUAUAUUCUUUUUUUAUACAAAUGAAUUUUCCAUAAGAUUUUAAAGCUACCAUAAUGCUUUUAAUUAGUUCCAAAUUCAACCCAAAAGAUAUUAAUAUUAUUUAAAAACGGAAUGGGAAAUUAAAAACUAGAUUAGACUAGAAAGUGAUGAGUAAUCUAUUUUACUUUGGUAUAGGAGCAAGGAAGGGUCCCUUUAGACUUUUAUAUUCUCUUUUUUAUUUCUUUUUUAAAAAUUUAUUUCAAAAUAUUGUUUU
Microcebus murinus (gray mouse lemur) is the source of this 2851-nucleotide messenger RNA. The record is from RefSeq and is a predicted model, not a curated record. Lineage: Eukaryota; Metazoa; Chordata; Mammalia; Primates; Cheirogaleidae.